CGCGAGCUGUACCAGUGCCUGUGGGCCAAGGUCAGAGAGGGGGUGGAGGAGAUGAUAGCAAAGAGAAAGGAGGAGCUGCGAAAGAACGCGCAGGACCUUGAGGACGCUCUUGCGGCCAAGGAGGCGAACGAGAGCACCGGUAAAGUCUCGCAGGUGCUCUCGAUCGUCCAAGAUGCCCUGCAAGACAAGGCGAUCGCCUCCGGCUCAUCGAGGCCUGUCGACCUCGGCAAGACCAUCGCCAUGUGCGAUGUUUCCGGGUCCAUGAGCGGUGUGCCCAUGUUCGUGUCGAUCGCCCUUGGGAUCCUGUGCUCCGAGCUGUCGCACCCGGCCUACAAGGACCGCGUCCUCUCCUUCUCGUCCGAGCCCUCAUGGAGGCUUCUCGGGGACUGCCGGGACUUUGUGGACAAGGUGCAGCACGUGAGGGAGUCGGACUGGGGCUGCAGCACCGACAUCUACAAGGCCAUGGAGCUCGUGCUGUCCCUCGUUGAGGAGAAGAAGCUGAGCUCGGAGGACGUGCCGAACCUCCUCAUCAUCUCGGACAUGCAGUUCAACAGUGCGAGCGAUGCCGAACCGAGCACUCUCUACGAGAACCUGACCAAGUUGUUCGCUCAGGCAGGAGAGAAGCUGUAUGGGAAGCCCCUCGAUCUCCCUCAGAUCAUCUUCUGGAACGUCAAGGAUGCAUGCAAUGGUUUCCAUGCUCCUCCUGACGCUCCCGGCAUCACGAUGCUGAGCGGCUUCUCUCCUGCCAUGCUCAAGUUCGUGCUCUCCGGUGAGCUGCAGCAAGAGCUGUUCGAGUCCACCAGAAAGCAGUCCGCUAGGGACAUGCUGGUGAAUGUGCUCGAGGAGGAAGGACUCGCUCCUGUGCGAGCCGCGCUCGACAAGAUGGACGAGAAGAUGUUUUUAGUGUGAAGAUAAUUUAGAUAGCUGUGUGUUGCUUGUGAAUAAAGAAAAUGAUCGC
Guillardia theta CCMP2712 is the source of this 958-nucleotide messenger RNA. RefSeq lists its product as hypothetical. The record is from RefSeq and is a predicted model, not a curated record. The transcript has a single exon. NCBI's taxonomy places the organism in Eukaryota, Cryptophyceae, Pyrenomonadales, Geminigeraceae. Bases 52 to 909 code for a protein of 285 amino acids.